Cannabis sativa is the source of this 1620-nucleotide messenger RNA. RefSeq names its product probable 2-oxoglutarate-dependent dioxygenase At3g50210. The record is from RefSeq and is a predicted model, not a curated record. The transcript is spliced from 12 exons. The coding region runs from base 174 to 1235 and encodes 353 amino acids. NCBI's taxonomy places the organism in Eukaryota, Viridiplantae, Streptophyta, Magnoliopsida, Rosales, Cannabaceae. Gene Ontology annotation, molecular function: dioxygenase activity.
UCGUUUUCUUAUAUUUUGUCGUUUUAAUGUUCUAUUUGUUUUUUCUUUUCAGUAGUGUUCAGAAUUUUCUGUUUUAUCCUAUAUUUUUAUCGUUGUAUAUAUGUAUAUAUUUCUUUUUAAUUAUAGAAAAAAUGAUUCUGAUUCUAUCUUGAAUAUAUUUCGUGAUAAUAUAUAUGCAAUUUAAUAAUAAAACAGUAGCUUUAAUUGGAUCCAUAAAGCUAUUCUCAACAACAGCAGCCAUGGCCACCGAUUUCAAGUCCAUCCCCAUAAUUGAUAUUAGUCCUCUGUUGGCCAAGUGUGAUGAUCCAAAAAUGGCUGAAGACCCAUGUGUUUCUGAGGUGGUUAAACAAUUAGAUCAAGCUUGUAAAGAAGCAGGCUUUUUCUAUGUGAAGGGACAUGGUGUACCGCAAUCUCUUUUUAAUCAAGUAAAAGAACAAACCAGGAAUUUUUUUCACCUUCCAUAUGAAGAAAAAGUUAAGAUCAAACUCACUCCUGCUACUGGAUACAGAGGAUAUCAAAGGAUUGGAGAAAACAUAACUAAAGGUGUACCAGACAUGCAUGAAGCCAUUGAUUGCUAUAGAGAACUGAAACCAGGGGCUUAUGGAGAUCUUGGAAAAGUUAUGGAAGGAUGUAACCAAUGGCCACAAGACCCCCCAAAAUUCAAGGAUAUGAUGGAGGAAUACAUUAAUCUUUGUACAGACCUUGCAAGAAACAUAAUGCGAGGAAUCGCAUUAGCAUUGGGUGGAUCUCCAUACGAAUUCGAAGGAGACAGAGCUGGUGAUGCAUUUUGGGUAACACGUAUCAUCGGUUACCCUGGAAAAUCAUCAGAAAAUAGCCAAGAGAAGCCUACACAUGACAUUGGAUGUGGAGCUCACACUGAUUAUGGUUUGUUAACAUUGCUUAAUCAAGAUGAUGACAUAACUGCACUUCAGGUGAGAAACCGGUCAGGCGAAUGGAUAUCAGCUCCUCCUGUUCCGGGAACAUUUGUGUGUAACAUUGGCGACAUGUUAAAGAUUUACUCCAAUGGCUUGUACGAAUCAACUUUGCAUAGAGUUAUCAUUAGCUCGCCCAAAUAUCGAGUUUCAGUUGCAUAUUUUUACGAGACGAAUUUCGAUGCAGCUGUUGAGCCUUUGGAUGUAUGCAAAGUCAGAGUAAUUGGUGAGGCUAAGAAAUUUGAUAGAGCUGUUUAUGGAGAGCAUUUGGUAAAGAAAGUCCUCACAAAUUUUGUGUAUUAAGAUUUAAGAUCUCAUCACCUUAAUAAGGGAUAAUUUCGCAAAUACACAAAAAUAACAAAAUAAAAAUAAAAAUAAAAAAAAUACAAAAAUAUAGUUGUACGUACAGAAUUUCAAACAUUUUUACAAUUUUAUUUUUUUAAAAAAAAAGACAAUCUUUUAAUGUAUUUUUAUAUUGUACUCUUAUUAAUUUGCUGUUAUUUUUUUUAUUACUUUUAUAUAAUUUUGUUUUUGUUUUUUUAUAGAAUACCAAGAAAAAUAGUGCAUUAUGUAAUUAUCUAUUUAUGUAAUUGUGCUAAGUUGUUAUUCUAUGCCUUUAAAUGUCUGUAACCAAACAUAAUUUGUAACUUAAUACUGAAUUAGAUUAAACAAAAGAAAUUGUUCAUGG